GGACGAGGCGAAGUUCCAGAUACUGCUCGCGGAGCGCAAGGUCGACCUGGACUCAUGCAUGGAGAUGGCCGCCUACCAGCACGCGAAGAAGAAGUUCUUCCUCUUCGAGCAUCCGUGGGCCCCUACGAGAGCGGUGGUGGUCAAGGGUAACAAGUGCGCGUUCGGUGCUAAGUCGCACUGGCCGGUUGGCUCGGAGGGCGCCGUGGCGAAGCCGGCUGGCUGGAUGACGAACAGCCCCAGAGUGGCGGAGCAGGUCGGCGUCCUGUCCGACGGGAGCCACGAUCAUUUUCACUUCCUGAAGAGGAGCUCGAAGGCGGCAGUGAGGUACCCGAUGGAGCUGGUCAAGGCUGUCCUGCGCGGGAUCAGGGGCGAGCUGAAGAUCGGGCACGGACUCCACGCGUUCGACGUGGGCCAGACUGCGGAGGAGCCAGAGGUCCUGGCCAGGAGGAAGAUAAGCGCGGCGUUGCGACUCACGGGCGCCAGGCCGCUAUCCGGCGGCUGGGCCGACACCAAUAAGGGCGACGAGUCCGAGCUUGAGCUGGGGAGCCGGCUGGCGGCGAAAGAGACGAGGAGGCUCAGCACAUCUGAACCUGCAGACGCGGCGGCAACGUUCGCGGCGACGCCGCCGCUGAGGGGCUUGAGGAUGUUCCGGUCCAUGGCCAUGCCGCGCAGGAAGCGCGACCGAGUGCUGACCUCCAUCGAUACUUCGAGGGCCCAUUUGCACUCCGAGCUGAAGAGGCCAGUCUACCUGAAGGCGCCAGCGGAAGAUCAUGACGGCAAAGAGGAAUCGCGUCGGUUGCUGCUCAAGGCGACGCACGGGCUACGCGAUGCUGGAUCGGCGUUCGACCAUAUGGCGCAGGACAUCAUGGCGAGGACCCUGAAGGCGAAGCAGGGCGAGCUCUCGCCAUGCAUCUACAUGGUGGGCGAGCUCGUCGCAUGGAUGCACGGCGCCGACUUCGCGGUGCUCGAAUUGGGACCAGAUCCGUCCUGCAGCGAUAUCAACGAGAUCGCGGGGCUCAGCAGGAUCGCGAGGUGGGUCAGGCCGAGCGGAGUGGAGGACGAGAACAUAGAGUGCGAGGCCGUCCCCGGCCACGUUGAGAUCAACCUAGCGCAGCUGGGCCUGCAAGCCCGCGAGCGCAAAGCGGCGGCAACGCAUGAAGUGAAGAGACAGGACAUGCACGGCGAGGAGCUCCAAGGCCGAGAGCGAGCUAUCGACCGAUCCAUUUGCAUGCGCAUCCAGUACUUAACCCAACAUCGCCCUGACCUGCUAUACGCGGCGAAGGAGACGGCCCAGGCGAUGCAGAGUCCGACAUCUGGCGAAAGGCAAGCCAUUAAGCGCAUUGGCCGCUACCCCAUUGGCAAGCCGAGGCCGGUGGUGGAGUACGUCCGACAAGCA
Molecule: messenger RNA, 1396 nt
Organism: Prorocentrum cordatum
Lineage: Eukaryota; Dinophyceae; Prorocentrales; Prorocentraceae
Source: the annotation of a GenBank genome assembly